Molecule: messenger RNA, 1308 nt
Organism: Setaria italica (foxtail millet)
Lineage: Eukaryota; Viridiplantae; Streptophyta; Magnoliopsida; Poales; Poaceae
Product: transcription factor bHLH95
Exons: 3
Coding region: 26-997 (323 amino acids)
Biological process (GO): endosperm development; regulation of DNA-templated transcription
Molecular function (GO): DNA-binding transcription factor activity; protein dimerization activity
Source: RefSeq, a predicted model, not a curated record
UCCAAAAUUCUCCAACCUCCGUGCCAUGGCUCAAGACAGUCCCCUUCACCACCAAGACAACGCCUCUUCCGACGAGCGCAGCAUCACGCCUCCGGCAACCAUGACAUUCCUGGGUCCCGCUGAGAAUGACAACGGUGGAUCCAGGAUUGAUAGCCCGGUGGGCAUGGAUGCUAGCAAGGGGAAGGACGUCGUCCUGGAUGAUAUCCAAGGUGGAGAGCAUGGCUCGGCGAGCGGCGCCAAGGCCAACACCAACAGAUCCAAAGGUAAGCACUCAGCAGCGGGCAAAGCUUCCACCAACACCGCCAAAGAUGGCUUCCCCAAGGGUAAGGGCUCGUUGGCUGCUGACGAAGACGGCGACGUCAAAGCCCACAUCGUAACAGAGCGAGAGCGCCGGAGGCGGAUGAAGGACCUGUUCAGCAAUCUGCACGCGCUCAUGCCCCACAUCCCAGACAAGGUCGACAAGGCGACUCUGGUGGGAGAGACGAUCCACUUCAUCAAGGCCCUAGAGAAGACCAAGGUCCAGCUUGAGAAGCAGAAGCAGGAACAGGUACUCGCACGGCAAGCCGCCGCUCAGGCCAUGUCCUCCUUGUCGGUGAUGCAGACCGCGCAAGGUAUGGCCGCCAUGUCGAAUGGCUGGGGGCCUGUGCCGCAGCAACAGCCUCUUGCUGCGGUUGCGGCCGCAGCACCACCACCACCGCUCGCCGCGGCCACGGGGCCGGCUGGGUUCCAGACGUGGUCGGCACCGAACGUUGUGCUGAGCAUCUCCGACGAGAAGGCAGUCAUCAACCUGUGCCUGCCGCGGCACCCACGCAUGCUAACGCUGGUGAUGUCCGUGCUGAACAAGCACGGGAUCGAUGUGAUCACGGCGCACGUCGCGGCCGAGGGUGCACGGAGCAUGAUUACCAUCUAUACCAGUGUGAAUGGAGGUGAGAACCCUUCCGCGGAGGACAUAUACAAGUUGGCCGUGUCGGAGAUCAUGGUCUGGCUCUCCAGCUAGGCCGGCUCGCCCGUCCAGGCCUCAACGGCGUCUCAAGCUGCGCUACCUCCUGUCGACCUGCUCAGCUUGCAGCCUCUCCGGACUGGAGCGGUCGGAGUUACCUACCUUGUUUAAUUAAUUUGCAUUCUCCAUUUGAAGGUUUGCGUGUGUCUUGUCUGGUCAGGUCAGGUCCAACUGAGAACUCAGAACCGUGCUUGUGUGCGUAUGUCGUUGAAGCUCCUUGACAGUGUUCGUCGUGUCAUGUCUUAAGUAUCGUACCGCCGUCUUUUGAAUUGCUCGAGUGUUUUAAUUCUGGACCAUUUGCUUGUUUA